AUGGCGGAGUCGGAGGAGGAGGUGGACGUCUUGGUCCAGAGAGUUGUCAAAGACAUCACCAACGCCUUCAAGAAGAACCCCAACAUCGAUGAGGUCGGCGUGAUCCCGUGUCCGGAGGCGCGCUACAACCGCAGUCCCAUCGUGCUGCUGGAGAACAAGCUGGGCGUGGAGAGCUGGUGCGUCAAGUUCCUGCUGCCGUCCGUCCACAACAAGCUGCUGCUCUACCGCCAGCGCAAGCUCUGGCUGGACCGGGAAGCCUUGGCGGAUAUCACCUGCACCCUGUUGCUGCUGAACCCGGACUUCACCACCGCAUGGAACGUCAGGAAGGAGUUGCUGCUGUGCGGAGCCCUCAGCCCGGAGAAGGACCUCUACCUGGGCAAGCUGGCCCUCACCAAGUUCCCCAAGAGCCCCGAGACGUGGAUCCACCGACGCUGGGUGCUGCAGCAGAUCCUGGGUCAGUCCUCCACCGCGGGCCGUAAGCACCGGAGCCCGCGGCCCGGCGAGCACCUGGCCCGGACGCUCCACCAGGAGAUAAAGGUGUGCUCCGACGCCGCCGGCCGCUACCCCAGCAACUACAACGCCUGGUCGCACCGCGUCUGGGUGCUGCGGCACAUGGCCAACGGGAACGUCAAGGUGUUUCAUGACGAGCUCUCUUCGAUGCGCCUCUGGGUCUCCAUGCACGUGUCGGACCACAGCGGCUUCCACUACCGCCAGUUCCUCCUCAAGGAGCUGAUCUCCCAGACUCCAGCUUCCACCACCAGUUCACCCCAGCACCAGAGCAGCCCCUCCCCCCCACACCACGACCCGGCCAAUGGCGAGCUCUCUGGCUCGGAGGAGGAAGAGGAGGACGAGGAAGAGAAGCAGAUCAGCUCCACCGCGGUCCUUCAACUCUUCCACCAGGAGGUGGAGCUGUGCUCUGACCUCAUCCAGUCCUUCCCUGGCCACGAGACUCUGUGGAGUCACAGGCGGCAUGUCUAUUACUUAUGGCACCACUGGAGGGGGGGGCACCAGCGGCACCGCGGCAGCGAGCCAGACCGCCUCGACAACGGCGACCCGGGGCCGCCGGAGGCCGGCGCUCCGAGCGGGGGGGUGGCGGCGGCGGCGGCGAAGGAGAGCGUGAAUGGACAGAGGCGGGCGGGCGAGGCGAUGGAGGUGGACGACGCCUCCCUGCCGGACCCGCGCGGCAGCAAGCGGCUGAAGCGCGGCGCCCCCCCCGCCCUGCCCGCCGAGCACGGCUUCGUGAGCGGGAUCCUGGACAGCUGCUCGAACCCCGAGCAGAGACGCUUCGCCCUGGCGUACAGGAAGUGGUUGGACACCGUCAUCGGCCACCAGCCUUGAGGGGGGGGAGAACAGUUAAACCCCGCUGGUCGCCUUUAGACCCGGAUUUCGGAUCAGCUUCCUGUAGCGCCGACUUUAAACUGCUCGUGAUGCAGUGCUGACUUUAGCCACCGGGGGGCAGCGUGGUACCCUGUCCCCCGUUCUCCUGACGUGAGCAGAGAGGUCGGGGGUCCUGGAGAGUGAGGGGUCAGUUUUCAUCCUCUGGAGUCUGAGCCCGGACCCCCUUCAGAAUGGAAAUCUGCACAACCGGGUCCGUUGGUAGAUUCUCUUGAUCCGGGGGUCCGAACGGGGUCAACGGGGUCAACGGGCCACCGCUUUAUACAACGACGAAAUGUUUUCACAUCUCCACGUCGUACUCACUUCCUGUUCACAUAUGUCGGACGCUCACUGGCACAGGAGGGGCGGGGCAAUGACUUUGCGGAGCAGAGUUGACUCUUGAUGCUAAAAGUUGAUUGAUUGGUAUCGAAUGCAACAAAAAAAGAAGAAGCAAUUAAAUUCAAACGCGUUAAAAACAAGGAGGGGCGUUUUUAGGUGGAGUGAAGAAAAAAUGAAUUCCGAUUCAAAUUGUUGCAUACAAAUAUGCAAGUGAUGAGUUGAGUUUUAAUACGCUAACUUCCAUUUACGUCAUUAUCUUGUAUUUUAUUGGCUCUUUGGAAUUAAUAGAAAACUAUUAGAAUGCAUUAAAGGGGAACUCCACCCAACGGAAGAAGUCCACUCUGUUGUCCUCAUGGAGCGCCGUCAGUAUUUGUGAUCAUGAGCCGCUCGUCCAAACUUUAAAUGUCAUCAAGUAUGAAUAGUUUGUUUGUUUAUUUACCCUCGUGAGUUUAGUUUCAGCUUUUCUCAACCACUGGUGGGGCGUUAUGCCAAAAGGGUACAUUAAAUACUUAAACAUAUUAAUUGCCAUCAAUAGAGACAAAUCUGUUCGGGUCAAUGUUAGCUAGCUAAUGUUCCCUUGGAGACACAAAAUCUAUAUAUAUAUAUAUAAACGGAACAAAAUAUAUCACAAAUAAUCUUUUUUUUUUUUUUUAUGAUAUAUUUUGUGAUAUAUAUAUUUUUUAAAUAGAUUUUGUGAUUAUAUAUAUAUCUUUUGUGUCCGAGGGAACAUUAGCUAGCUACCAUUGGCCCGAACAGGUUUGUCUCUAUUGAUGGCAAUAAAUAUGUUUUUGUAUUGAAUGUAAAAAAUAUAUUAUUUAUUUAUUUAAACCAGAAAGUAAUCGAGUGACGAUCCUGUUCCAUUUAAAGCUCCGAAGAUUGUCGAUAGGAAAUAUCAAUCCAUUAAAUUUACUCUCACUGUCUCUCAGAUUUUGGACUUGAUGACUUCUAGCGCUCUAGUUUCUUGGAUUUUGGAGAGUUGUUCAUGUUUAUUCAUAUUUUUGGACAUUGUUAAAAGACAUUGUGGGUUAUUAUUCCCCUUUAAUGCUUUGAUAAAAUAUUUCUCAUUCAAAAAAACCAUCACAUCACUUCACAUUCCAAACCUUUUUGAUGAAUGUGUUUCAAAUGCAGUCGGGCUGCAGCGGCAGGUCUUCAGCCAGACUCCUGUUCCUUUAAAUGUCUGAAGGCGCUCACGUUUCUAAAGGCUCGGGUCUCCACCGGUCAACCAGCGAGUCCCGACUGUGUCGCUCAUUGCCAGGAGCUUGCAACCGAAAGCCAAAAAACCAAACUAGUCGUCGGCUAAACAACAGGUCAAAGGUCAAAACCCUGCUGACUUACCUUCCGCUAACCCUGAAGCACGAACUCAGGGUGCUGAUGGUGGACUUUGAAGGGCGGAGUCAUUCACUGGUGCUACGCAGCCGCCGUUUCUACUUCACCCGUUAGCCGAGAACUGAGCGGCACUUUGGACCGUUUGGUGCCAGGCAGUCGAUGUUCUGACUUCUUUCUGUUUAGAAGGUCCAUGUCUACAUCGUGCUUUUCUUUUCUUUUGCUGAGGAACGAUUGAUAGAACGCUCUUUGGAAGAAGUUGUGACAUGCUGAAGCUGCACAGUCCGUCCCUUCAAACAAGAGGUGAAGCCCCUCCCCCUUUGCGAGUCGCAACCUUAUUUCUGAAAAGAAAACGUGUACGGUGGUGAACGGCAGAGGCAAUUUCUGAAUUUGGUUUAAAAUUGUGCUGCGAAGUUUCUGAAUUUAAGAAGUUGAGAGUUUGUCGUAGUUCCAUUUAGUUCAGUUUUAGACGAUGGAUGUCGCCAACAGCGCGCGAGAGGACGCACGCGACGUAUCAGUGUAGCCAUGGAAACAUGAGCCAUUACUACCAUGGCCUUCCAUUGGGGUCCCAUUGGGGUCCAGUUGGCCUUCCAUUGGGGUCCCGUUGGCCUUCCAUUGGGGUCCCGUUGGCCUUCCAUUGGGGUCCCAUUGGGGUUCAGUUGGCCUUCCAAUGGGGUCCCAUUGGCCUUCCAUUGGGGUCCCGUUGGCCUUCCAUUGGGGUCCCGUUGGCAUCCCGUUGGCCUUCCAUUGGGGUCCCGUUGGCCUUCCAUUGGGGUCCCGUUGGCCUUCCAUUGGGGUCCCGUUGGCCUUCCAUUGGGGUCCUGUUGGCCUUCCAUUGGGGUUCCAUUGGCCUUCCAUUGGGGUUCCAUUGGUCUUCCAUUGGGGUUCCAUUGGGGUCCCGUUGGCCUUCCAUUGGGGUCCCAUUGGCCUUCCAUUCGAGUCCAGUUGGCCUUCCAUUGGGGUUCCAUUGGCCUUCCAUUGGGGUUCCAUUGGGGUCCCAUUGGCCUUCCAUUCGAGUCCAGUUGGCCUUCCAUUGGGGUCCCAUUGGUGUCCAGUUGGCCUUCCAUUUGGGUCCCGUUGGCGUCCAGUUAGCCUCCCAUUGGCGUCCCAUUGGUGUCCAGUUAGCCUUCCAUUGGCGUCCCGUCGGCGGGCCCUUGAUGAAGUUUGGGGCGCCAUCACAGCUGUAUAUAGAGGUACGAUCGGGUCGCCUCAUUGGCUGCUUCCUUGACCACGAGGUGACGGUUCUGGUGGCCCCUGUGCACAGGCUUGCUGUCCUCCAUGACCCAUCACACUGUCCGUGUGCUUCCAUGUAGCCGUUAGCACGUCGUCCUCUGAGGAUCUACGACGUUCCACGAGUUAUGACGCUUCAUCACCUCAGAAUCACUGUGGACGUGGUCAAAGAUAAUCCUGAAUCUUUUUGAGCCACGUAUUCUUUGGGUUUGUCUAUCGGGAACGGGCGAGUAUCAGAACUGUAUGGGGGGGGGGGGAUUUUAACAACCUUGCAGACCUAGAACACAAACUUUGAAUACAAGACUAUCUAUGCAGAAAUGUUUGUUUCCAAGAGGUUCAACAAGCUUUUAAAAAGAAUAUUGUAGCUUCUGUUUUUUGUUCUUCUUCUAAUUUAUUCUCGAGUUUACUUCAGCGGAGGGAAUGUCCUCCGCGAAUAAUCCCUAGCAUCUCAUUGAUUUUCUGUUUAUUUAUAUCGGUAAAGUCUUUUAUCUGCACUUUCAGUGUUUGUCAUAUGCUUACCAAGGAAAUAAAGCUCACCUGGGAUAAAGGAA
Pseudoliparis swirei is the source of this 4817-nucleotide messenger RNA. It is a transcript of the gene ptar1, whose product is annotated as protein prenyltransferase alpha subunit repeat containing 1. Gene Ontology annotation, molecular function: protein prenyltransferase activity. Bases 1 to 1338 code for a protein of 445 amino acids. The transcript has 7 exons. Lineage: Eukaryota; Metazoa; Chordata; Actinopteri; Perciformes; Liparidae. Gene Ontology annotation, cellular component: cytoplasm. The record is from RefSeq and is a predicted model, not a curated record. Gene Ontology annotation, biological process: protein prenylation.